This is a messenger RNA of Acanthamoeba castellanii str. Neff, 213 nucleotides long. RefSeq lists its product as uncharacterized. The record is from RefSeq and is a predicted model, not a curated record. Bases 1 to 213 code for a protein of 70 amino acids. The transcript is spliced from 3 exons. NCBI's taxonomy places the organism in Eukaryota, Discosea, Longamoebia, Acanthamoebidae.
AUGGGCAAGCAGUCUGGCAGACUGGCAAAGAAGGCCAAGCCUACACUGUCCAAGGGAUGCAGUGCCAGCAAGGACUCCCACAUCUUCGAGGUCGGGAUGACCAAGCAGAAGAACCCACACCAGGCGAUUAAAACGCUGGCCAGAUCGGCGGGCAAGGGCUUCGUGAGUGAGGCGCACAAGCAAGGGGUGAUGUUCUCCUGGGACAAGGGGUGA